Molecule: messenger RNA, 1645 nt
Organism: Cornus florida
Lineage: Eukaryota; Viridiplantae; Streptophyta; Magnoliopsida; Cornales; Cornaceae
Product: 3-hydroxyisobutyryl-CoA hydrolase-like protein 3, mitochondrial
Exons: 11
Coding region: 28-1356 (442 amino acids)
Biological process (GO): L-valine catabolic process
Cellular component (GO): cytosol
Molecular function (GO): 3-hydroxyisobutyryl-CoA hydrolase activity
Source: RefSeq, a predicted model, not a curated record
CGAAGUCUCAUUUGUGGGUCGCGAAACAUGCGAAGUGUGACAAGUGUUUCUCAUCAGCUCCUGAACCGAUCGUCCGCACUCUUUGCCAACCCUCCUCACUCUCUCACUGCACAUUUACGUUUCUGCAAUCUCUCUCUCGACAACAUCUCCAAGAAAUUUCUCUCUCUUCGAAGAUUUGCGAUCAUGGCCAACAGUAGUGAUGAAUUCGUCAAGGGAAAUGUCCAUCCAAACGGUGUCGCUGUCAUCACUCUCGAUCGCCCCAAAGCUCUCAACGCCAUGAACAUAGAUAUGGACAUAAAAUACAAGAGUUUUCUUGAACAAUGGGAAGUGGAUCCAAAGGUGAAAUGUGUUCUGGUUGAGGGUUGUUCACCACGUGCCUUUUCAGCAGGGAUGGAUAUUAAAGGGGUUGUUGCUGAGAUUCAAAAGGACAAAAGUGGUGAUGUGAAGCAGAUCACAACCAAAACCCAACUAUCAGAUAUGAUUGAGGUAUUUACUGCAGAAUAUUCUCUAAUUUGUAAAAUUUCUGAGUACAAAAAGCCAUAUAUAUGCUUCAUGGAUGGCAUAACAAUGGGCUUUGGAAUUGGCUUAUCUGGUCAUGGUCGUUACCGACUCAUCACCGAGAAAAGUCUUCUUGCUAUGCCAGAAAAUGGAAUUGGUUUGUUCCCAGAUGUUGGGUUUUCUUAUAUAGCAGCACAAACUCCAGGAGAAGGAUCAGUUGGUGCUUAUCUUGGAAUGACUGGAAAAAGGAUCUCAACACCUGCUGAUGCACUAUAUGUAGGUCUUGGGACACACUAUGUGCCAUCUGGGAACUUGGGCUCGUUGAAGGAGGCUCUCUUGGCAGCCACCUUUUCUGAGGAUCCACAUCAGAAUAUCAGCUCUCUUUUGGCGAAAUAUAGCAGCGACCCUGAAUCUGAGCCUCAAUUGAAGCUGCUUUUACCCCAGAUAGUUUCGUCCUUUGGGGCAAAUAUGCCUGUUAUUGAAACAAUAGAAGAGCUGAAAAAGCAUGAGCAGAGUACUGAUCCUAAAGUGGUAGAGUGGGCUAAGGAAGCCCUUACAGGGCUUGGAAAAGGUGCUCCGUUUUCUCUUUGUCUAACACAAAAGUAUUUCUCCAGAGUUGCAUCAGCACGUGGAAAAAACAAUGAUCUAUCCAAUUUAAGUGGAGUGAUGAAGACUGAAUAUCGCAUUGCGAUAAGGUCGUCUCUUCGAAAUGAUUUCACUGAAGGUGUUAGGGCAGUCUUGGUGGACAAGGAUCAGAACCCAAAGUGGAAUCCAUCAAAGCUGGAGGAAGUUAACCCAAGCGAGGUGGAAGCUCUCUUUGAACCUCUGAAACCAGAAACUGAGGAAUUGAAAGUUUGAGCUUCACUUGCCAAUUUGUCCUAGCCUCUUUUUUGCGAGGCCAUUGACGCGUAUCAAAUUUUUAUAUUUCGCCUCGGUGCCAUGAUGGUCUUUCUACAUCUUGGGAUCCCGACAAUCUAUGCUUUCUAGCCUUUCCUGGAAUAAUUAGUGGUUUUCUCAUCCUUGAACUGCAUGUUCUGUUUAAUUUCUUAUUUAAUGAGGACAUUAAUAAAUUGCAACCUUUUGGUUUGUGUAUAGGUGUACAUGUUUAGAAGCUUGUGUGGUAUGACCCUUUCCAUGUUGACUAUGA